Messenger RNA from Suillus fuscotomentosus, 504 nucleotides. RefSeq lists its product as uncharacterized. The record is from RefSeq and is a predicted model, not a curated record. The coding region runs from base 121 to 435 and encodes 104 amino acids. The transcript has a single exon. NCBI's taxonomy places the organism in Eukaryota, Fungi, Basidiomycota, Agaricomycetes, Boletales, Suillaceae.
GCCGAAACAUCGAAAUAAGGGUUAUUUUUCGCGAGUAUAAAAACAAGUCAUCAGGAUCUUCCUAUACUUCACUCCAAAAUUUUUAGAGCAUCUCAACAGUUCAUACUAGCUCGCAUAACUAUGCGUUUCUCCUUCCUCACCGUUAUUGUUGCGCUGACAACAUCUAUGAUGUCUGUCAGUGCGUGUGGACUUUUCGGCGACAAAUGCACCGAGGACAAUGACUGCUGCACAACAAAGCCUAAGUUGUUGUACUGCGUUAAUGAUGUAAGUAGGAGCAGUUUGCUUUGCAUCACUUCACUUGAUGACUCAUCUUUUGGGCCUCGUAAUAUCAGAUAUGCUAUAGUCCUGGCUGAGGAGGCCGGUGAAUUUGCACGUAGCAACAUACUGGUGGGUUGUGUUUCUAUUUUCCUAUUGAUGCUGUUUUCAAUGGAAUAAUAUGCAGUUCGUUGCUGAUUGAGAAAUGGAUCCUAGCAAUGCCGCAAAGUGGAUGAAGUAUUUAUGCAC